This is a messenger RNA of Mauremys reevesii (Reeves's turtle), 4011 nucleotides long. RefSeq names its product SERTA domain-containing protein 2-like. Gene Ontology annotation, molecular function: transcription regulator activity. Gene Ontology annotation, cellular component: nucleus. The record is from RefSeq and is a predicted model, not a curated record. Bases 760 to 1614 code for a protein of 284 amino acids. Lineage: Eukaryota; Metazoa; Chordata; Testudines; Geoemydidae. The transcript has 5 exons.
AAUGGGAGCAGGGCCUACUGCUGGCGGGCGCGGCGCGCGCAGCUCCCCCCCCCUCCCCCCGCAGCUCCCCGGCUGGCCGUGGCGCUGUGUGCGGAGGGGAGGAGCUGAGGUGGCCGGGGCCCGGCGGGGGUGGCUCUCGCCUCCUCCUGGAAGGAGUCCGAGUCCCAGCCCCGCUGAGGGAGCCCGGCUGGCUGGGGAGGGCAGAGCAGCCUGCGAAGGAGCGGGCGGCCCGCUCGCUCUUCUUCCAGACAGACAGACUACUGUGGCUAGGUCCAAGCUUGAAGAAACAUUCCAGGCACAGACUGAAAAAGCACUCUGCUACCAACAGUACAUGGGAUUCCAGGGGCAGAUAGCUGAAGUCACUGGAGCUAUGACAACUUGCUUGCAUCAGCUGAGGAUCUGCUCCUAAGAAUAAAUGAGACUAUCAGAGCAACCCAAUUUGUGAACCUCAGUGGAGGUUGAACAGUCCCUUUUACUUACACCCUCAAGCCUUCGCCUAAUCUACUAGCAUCACUUGAACUUCAGCCACCUUAUUAUAAUCCAAGUUGCAGUUUCUGUUGUGCACUGAUGAACCCCACACACUCUGCUCUCUGGUUGCAUCAUUCUACUGAAGUGGAUGACUUGGGCUGUUAUCACAGUUUUAUAGUUCCACACCUUUUUGGAUGAAUGCGCUUUAAACAAAAUCUAGAAUCUUCCUACCUGGAACACCUUUCUAACUUGUAAAGUGUGCAGGAUGGAUGACGCUCCCUGAAUGGGUUCAUGUUGGGGAGAGGCCUAAAACGCAAGUUGAGUGACUAUGAGGAGAACAUGGCUGGUCUCUCAAGUGCCUUUGAUUCCAGUCGAAAUCUGCCAUAUCCACUUAAGAGGCAGUUAGUGCUGAAUAUGUGCCUCACUAAACUACAAACUUACAAAAUGCUGGUGGAACCAAACUUACACCGUUCUGUGCUCAUAGCCAACACAGUAAGGCAAAUUCAGGAGGAAAUGAGGCAAGAGAGUAGCCAGCAGCCAAUUAAUGUAUGCAGUGGCAUUGCUCCCAAUCCUCACUGCUACCCAGGAAUUGAUUCAUCUGCAAUUUCUUUACAUUUGCCUUCAGGUAGCAGCCAGCAAGAGUCUAACUGUUGUAACUCAUGGUCUGCAGAAGGCCCAAUUGAAAAUAGCCUGCUGAUGGUUUCAGAUGAUGACAUGUCGUCUGCCAUUUCAUCUAUUCUGAAGGAUUUGGACUUCAUGGAAGAUAUAAGUCCACCUACUUCUUUGGUUCCAGCUGGAGAUGAUGAGCCGCUGAAGUCUCCAGAAAACACAUGUCUAAAGCUAGAAGAUGAUAGACAAGAUUUGAAGGGAGCUGAAUGUGUAUUUGGUUCCUUUGAAAUUUCGAAUUCGACCAGUUACUUAAAAGAUUUGGCUAUAGAUGACAUCUUUGAAGAUAUUGACACUUCAAUGUAUGAUUCAGACUUCUGCUCUCCCCUACUAAUGGCACCUAGACCACCUUCUGCUGCUACAGAAGAAACAUUGAAAACCUUCCCAUCUUGCAAUUCUUCCUCAACAAACAAUAUUCCGAUAUGUAGAACAGAUCUGAGUGAGUUGGACCAUAUCAUGGAAAUUCUUGUUGGAUCUUGAUAUUUAUUUUUUUUUUUAACCAAAGAUACUUUCUGUACUGCCACUUAACAUUGGUUUGAGGAUAAAGCCACUGGGAAAGCUGCAAGGAAUUUCUUUUAAAACAAAACACAGUUGUCCAUGAGUAGUUCUUAAAAUGUCUGUUAUAAAUGAAAGUGGCAGUUUUUAAAGUAUUUAUUUGAUAAAUUGUGCAAUCAUCUUUUUCCUUCUGGGAGUGCGUGUGUGUAGUGACAUAAAAACAUAUGCACAUAUCCUUACCCGCCACCCCUCACCCCCUUUGAAUAAAUGUUUAUGUGCAAUUUUUAAUUUGUCAGAAGAAUUUACAUACAAAAUGAAUUUCAAAUGGGAAUCUCUUAUGAAGCCUAGAUUUUAUUUUUAAUAUUAAAAUACUUGCCAAGUUGGCAUACAUUGGAGUUGCAUAUUUGGAUUGUGCAAAUCCAUCAGCAUUACUAGAGAUAUAGUUAUAUUUUAAAAAUAUUAAAACAAAUGUCAUUUCCCUUUAGUCGGAAAAGCAGACUCAAGAUACUUGUCAGUGAAGUAUCUUGCAUUUUCUAAAGCAUUCAGAACUAUUUAUUUUUGUAAAUUUUAUAGUCUUUCUACAUUUUACUACGUUAUUUCAUCAUAGUACAAAUAUAAUGUAUUUCUAGCUGGAUGUGGCUAGUACUACCUCUCUAAGCUGAAAUGCUUUGACUCUUUCCAGUGCUUUGUCUAAGACUGCAAGUUUUUUUGUUUUUUUUUUGUUUCUCCAUGGUAUUUUUCUGUUGGGGGAAGGGGGGGCAUUUUUAAUUCAUUAAUUAGAUCCUUUGUUUGACAGUGAUGACCUAGCUGAUUUGUGAAAUUAAGAGUAUUAAAUGUUUAAAAUUUCUACAAGUAUUUGCAAAUGUAAUUUAUAUGUAUAAUGUCCAGUUUAACAUUUUCUGUCAGUAUUAUGUGCUUAGAUUUUAAAUAAUCUUGGCAUUCUUUAAAUUUAGCAUUUACUGUAAAGAUAGCUUUUUAUUCUGUUUGGAGAACGCCAUAUGUCUUCUUAGUCCUGUUUUCACUACAAAGAUUUUUUUUAAUGUGCAAUAUUACUUACAGAUACAUAUUUGCACAGAUGACAUUUUAGAAAGAAAUGCUUUAAAUUUAAACUUGUAAAGUAGCACCUUGGGAAAGGUAUCUGAAGAGCCAGUGUCUCUAUUCUUUUAAGAAAUGAGUUGAGCAUUUCUUAUAGUACCAACAUUCACUGUGUUGAAUACUCCUGAAAUGUUCUUGUAAAUGUGGUGGGUCAUUUCUGAUGACUAAGUACUGUCUUGUGAAAGCUCGGGGGUCAGCUCACUCUGAUGCAGUUGCAGGGCUGGAGCCUAAGUGUGCUUAGUAUGUUUCAAGUACAGAACAGAAGGGUUUGGUGGGUUUUUCUUUACAUUAUUAAUUGAAGAUGAGGUUUGUAGUGAGAACUGUUGCUCCAUGUGAUAGUGGGAAAUACAUUUUCCCUCAGACUGGGGUUUUUAUUAACCUCUGGAGUUGCUUUCUAAACUAUACAACACUAGUUUUCCCUUGAAACUGUAAAACUGUUUCAAUAUAGCCAUUAACGCUGCAGUACAUUUAGGACAAAAAAGUUUAUAGUGAGUUUUAAAAGUUCUGUAGUUCAUCUCAGUCUCGCCAUUUCCUAUGUCAUUUCUUUUUUCAGCCAGUAGCAGAAGUUUAGCAGCAAUAAUGUCUCCAUUUUAGAUAAAGGUAAUUUUUGCUCUUUUUUUUUUUUUUUAAGCAUGAACUUGCUCAUGUUCACUUCACUGUCUUUUGCUCGGAGCACUGCUUAGAUCUCCCCUAACACUCUUCAGCAUGUUUUUUAAAAGUGUUUGCUUUUGUUCCAUUCUUUAAUUUUUUUUGUGGGUGCAGUAUCUGAAAAGAAUAUGAAGAGCAAGAAAAUGUGCCCUAAGUGUUGCAUCUCAAAAACAAGGGGUGAAGUCCUGGUCUUGCAGAACAAUGGGAGUUUUGCUAUUAACUUCAGAUGGGCCAGUAUUUCACCUGGGAUCUUUAGUCUUAAAUAUGCUGCAGCAUUGGUUAUCCUAUGCUAAGAUCUCAAUUUCAGACCAUGUGAGUUCCCCAGUUAAUAGUCUGUAUGUACCCCAAAACUGCAAACCCAGUUUAGGUCACAUUCUCUCAGCCAUCUGGAUUGUUUGGCAAUUGAAGGGUAUAAAUAUUUGCUCAAUGUUAAUGGUUCUAAUAAUUAAUCUAGAAAUUCUGAUAUAGAACAUUCUAAAUCAUUGGAUAAGGGAUUAGUUGGGAAAAUGUAUAAAUAGCUACUGAGAAGGUACAGCUUCAGAAUGUACACAGACUGCAUUGUGUAUAGACUACUCUGGCUUUUCCUCAAUCUCUACUUUUGUAUGUAAAGACAUGCCUCAAUAAAUCCUUGAAAUAUUA